This is a messenger RNA of Polypterus senegalus (gray bichir), 2415 nucleotides long. RefSeq names its product glutaminyl-peptide cyclotransferase-like. Gene Ontology annotation, molecular function: zinc ion binding; glutaminyl-peptide cyclotransferase activity. Bases 686 to 1846 code for a protein of 386 amino acids. The record is from RefSeq and is a predicted model, not a curated record. NCBI's taxonomy places the organism in Eukaryota, Metazoa, Chordata, Cladistia, Polypteriformes, Polypteridae. The transcript is spliced from 7 exons.
UCAGCCUUUCGUCUCAUUCUGUUUCAAGUUAAUUUGCGUGCCUGCGUCUUUAAGAAGCUCCUGUCGUCAGAGCCACGGAAGGAAGCCGGAAGUGCAGUUUACGCGGCGUGUCUUUUUUUUUGCGUUGGGUUCAAUGUUAGUGACAUCUGUUCCCGGCAUGAGGUUCGGACGUCGCAUUGUUUAUGUGAGAGAAGCGGGUCUGAAAUGCACGGGAUCGGCGGCUCGGCGCGUCUGUCCCGAUCUCCACACACACUAGAAUUGCACUAACUUACCGACGGUUUUUAUUUUUGUGUACUUUUUUUUAAACCCAGCAUGUUUUGUUGUAUAAAGAAGUUCAAAUAUAUUCUAACAUCCAGCAACACACGUGGCGUGUCACUGGUGGAUUCCAAACCAUGAAUUAAUAAGACCCCAAAUUUCAAAGUAGCGACACGUUCCUACUAGUGGAGCUGAGACCACCCAAACAUCGACCUACUGAAGUGCAUUGAGAGACAACGGAAGUCCAAUCGUCAUACGCGCUCACGUUUCGUUUUAAUCCUGCAAAUCGCGCGGAUGCUGUGAUCUUGGACCCUGUUCUUGUUUUAUUUAAAGAACGUGAACUCGCGUCCCUUAAACGAGCGCAUGACGUGGCUCAAACUGAAGCGCCGAGUCAGAGCUUCGCUUAGGAAGAAGAAGAGACAGCCGGGCCAUGUCGAGAACGAGCAAGCGCUCCAAGCCUCCCCCGGGCAGCAACGGUCAGUCGUACGGCAGAUCGCGGCUUCCCAUCUUCAUCUUCAUCGGCAUCUGCGUGGUGGCGCUGCUCGCAGUCUGGAUGCUGAACUUCUAUCUGACCUACGUUCCAACCAGCAGUAACGUUCGUCUUGAACCUGGCGCAUGGGAGAAUGAAAAGUUUUCCCACAAAUUCAGAAAGCUCUCCAGCACGCAGGUCCGCCGACUUGCUUCACUUGUGGAUCGGCGGCGACUCUGGGAGACGUUUCUUCAGCCCAUGCUAAUUGAAAGGUAUCCAGGAUCUCCCGGCAGCCAAGUAGCAAGGCAGCAUAUCGCCAACUGCCUGCGCUCACUGUCUGCUGGGUGGACGGUGGACUUCGACACAUUCAGUGCGCCAACGCCUAGGGGGCAGGUGUCCUUCUCCAAUGUUAUGGCUGUACUAGACCCAGAUGUCCCUCGUCGCCUCCUUCUGGCAUGUCACUAUGAUUCCAAGUAUUUUCCCACUGAUGAAAAGGGGAGGGUCUUUAUAGGGGCCAGUGAUUCUGCCGUACCCUGUGCUAUGCUGCUGGAGCUGGUCACUGCGCUGGAUGCAGAGUUACGAACUUUUAAGCAACAGAAGUUGCCAUUGACACUGCAACUGGUGUUUUUUGAUGGUGAAGAGGCCUUCAAUGACUGGACCCCCACAGACUCCUUGUAUGGCUCUCGACAUCUGGCAGGAAGAAUGGCAAAGACGAAACACCCCAGUGGGGCUGUAGACACUACCCUACUGGACAGCAUUGACUUGUUUGUGUUACUGGAUCUGAUUGGCUCUCCAGAUCCACUCUUCGUCAAUCACUUUGACAAUACGGGCCGCUGGUUUGACCGCCUGGUGGCACUGGAGAAGCGUCUCCACAGGCUCGGCCUGCUGUCUUCACACCCUUCUGAGCAGACUUACUUCCGCAAGGAUUUCUACCUGGGACCUGUUGAGGAUGACCAUGUGCCUUUUUUAAAGAAAGGAGUGCCUGUUCUCCAUCUUAUCUCCACUCCCUUCCCGCCCGUUUGGCACACAAUGGACGAUACUGAAGAGCGGCUACACGCCCCCACCGUGGACAGUCUCACCCGCAUCAUGGCCGUCUUCAUAGCAGAGUACCUCGGCUUGUGAUCCUCCCCGCCACAGUUUGCCCAAUUUUGGACCUCCACUUCAGAACUCAGCCCCGUUCUGGCACUCGUUUUUCCUUUCUUUAACACCACAGAUUAAUGGCAUUGGGGGGCAUCUGUGAGAAAAUUUACAUUUAAUUGAAAAAAAAGCGCAAAUUUGAAUAUGAUAAUUUAAUGACAGUAUUUAUUAUUAAUUAAGAUACGGCGGUGUGGCGUCUCUGAAUGGUCGAUUACUAUCAUAGGUUACAUAUUAUUCAAGAAAAUGUCACAAUUUGACUCUCCGUUCUUUAAUUUUUAUUAUACGUGUGUGCAGACUGCUCAGAUAUGAGUUGAUGAGUUGGGGUGCCACUUUGGUGACCCCGUUUCUUAAAUGGCAGAAAAUUAAAGAAAAAGUACAACAAAAAGACCAUUAACAAGUCUUUCAGCUACAGAAGAACCCGAUCUCUCCUUCUCUUGUGAUCUUAGGAGGGUCAUCUUCAUGUGUAUCUCCUGACAAUACAGUUUAUUUAUGUGUAGCCCAAAAUCACACAAGAAGUGCCGAGAUGGGCUUUAACAGGCCCUGCCUCUUGACAG